AUGAUGGCCAAGUUGGACGCCUCCUCACAAAAUGUUCAAUUGCAAUAUGAAAAUUGCAAUAGAUAUGAAUCUCAAGAAAAUAAAAAAAAAACUACAUCAGCUGUUCAUAGUGAGAUUAUUCAGAGCCAUCACGGGAAACCCCAAACAUUUUCUUCCCAAAGAUCAUGUCUUGAUAUGAAAAUUUCCAAGUUUCUAAACAACAGACCCAGUGUUUAUGGACAAGUAUAUGAGUCAUUGGCUGUUUCAAAUGUCGUGGAGCUAUUUAAGCUUGUUUUUUUAAGCACCGCUACCAGUCCACUGGCACCAAAUUUAUUAGCAGACAUUCUUCGGCGUUAUUCAGAGCAUGAUCUACUUGCUGCUUUUAACUAUCUUAGAGAGAAAAAAAUAAUGGUUGGAGGAAACAACAGUCGAUUUGAACUAUCACAUCGGUUUUUGCACAGUGUUUCCCAGUCAUCAUUUCCUUUUGAAACUGGAAAGAAAGCUGUUAAAUUUUCUGCGUGGCUGAAGGAAAGGGACAAAGACCUCAACGUAAUGGGGACUGAUCUUGCUGAAAAUCUUCAAUACGGGGACACUUUUCAUUUGUUUGCUUUGAUCUCAUCAGGAGAACUUUCAAUUUCACCAAGCUUACCAACUAAGGGUGUUGGAGAAGCUGAUGAUUUGAGAAGUGGCAAGCGUAAACCUGAUGCUAAGGGUGAAAUUAUUUCUCGCCGGGAAAAAGGUUUUCCUGGUAUAAUAGUUUCUGUUCACCGCACAACAGUCUCAAGAGCUGAUAUUUUAGAUUUGUUCAAGGAAAAUGAUAACAAUAACAAUGACCAACAUUGUGAGGGGAAUUUUCAAGUUAACUCGGCCCAAAGCAGUAACUGUUCACUUACUGAUCAUAUGCUGGAAACUGUUAACUCAUGUGACCAAGUACCUGAGAAUAAAAAUCACAUUGAAUCACCCUGGGAAGCUAUGACAGAGUAUGUACGCCAUUUGAUGACGGUACCUUCCAAUCAAGAACAAAAAUGUGUUGUGUGUGCUGAGGUCUUCAUGGUUGUUUAUGAUACCAUCAAGAAGGCUGAUGACUUGAAAGUUUCUGAAGCUAAGAAAGCUACUGCCUGGUGUACCUGCCAAGGUUGA
This is a messenger RNA of Lathyrus sativus (Indian pea), 1119 nucleotides long. The record is from the annotation of a GenBank genome assembly. Lineage: Eukaryota; Viridiplantae; Streptophyta; Magnoliopsida; Fabales; Fabaceae.